Messenger RNA from Chelonoidis abingdonii (Abingdon island giant tortoise), 4998 nucleotides. NCBI's taxonomy places the organism in Eukaryota, Metazoa, Chordata, Testudines, Testudinidae. The record is from RefSeq and is a predicted model, not a curated record.
CUGGGUCUGACAGGGGACGGAAGCACGUCAGCCAGGCUGGGCCAUUCACAGUGGCCUGCCUGGAGUGUUCGAUCCCCAUGAGGCAGAGGAGGAGGGACGCCAGGACGAUGGCUGGAGCCCAGGGACCUUGGCUGCCGCUGCCUCCCCUCUGGCUCUGGUGCUGGGUCCAGGUGCUGCUGGCUCCCCCAGGGCUAUGGCCGGCACGGGCCUUCAACUUGCACUCGGACCAUCCCACUAUCUACACUGGGCCCCACCACAGCUACUUCGGCUUCGCCAUGGACUUCUUCCAGGGCAGUAAGGGCGGCAUGAGUGUGGUGGUGGGUGCACCCCGGGCCAACACCUCGCAGCCUGGCGUGGUGGAGGCUGGAGCCGUGUACUUGUGCCCCUGGGCGCCCGGCGGGACCCGCUGCAGCAUCAUAGAGUUUGAUCCCAAAGGAGACCAGGCCGAGACCAACGGGCUCCUCCAGCUGAAGACGUACAAGUCUCACCAGUGGUUCGGGGCGUCCGUGAGCAGUUGGGGCGACAACAUUGUGGCCUGCGCCCCCCUGCAGCACUGGAACGUCUUCGAGGACAAGGCCCAGGCCACCCAGACCCCCGUGGGGACCUGCUUCGUGGCCACCGAGGGCCUGAGCCGCUUCGCCGAAUACUCGCCCUGCCGCUGCCAGCACAUGGAGGCCGUGUACCAGAAGAGGGGACACUGCCUCACUCCCAGUCCCUCCGUGCCCACAGCACACUCAGCCGAGGGGCCCCACGCAGGGAGAUCUCUGCCAACGCCUUUGGGCCCUAGGUUCACCCUGGGAAGGCCAAACCCAGGCAUCUGGCUGCCCCGUGGACCCAGCAGCUCACUCCCUGCCGAGGAGGCUGGCUGCGGGGCGCUGACCAACGAGGGACGCCAGAGGUGCCAGCUGGCAUCCCGCUGGCCAGGGCAGAUGAGUGGGUUCCUGGCCCAGCCUGGAAGCCUGGCUAUGCCGAGUGAAGAUCACAGCCAAACUCCUCAGGGGCAACCCCCCAACAUCCCCCAGCUCCCCCUGCCCCAGGAGCGUGGCACUAACGCGGCCUUGUGCCCCUCUCCAGUCAAUGACAAGCGGUACUGCGAGUUGGGCUUCAGUGCCACCAUCACCCACGCUGGCAGGCUGGUGCUGGGUGCCCCGGGAGGAUACUACUUUGUGGGGCUGAUCUACUCGGUCAAUCUGUCAGCAGUCGUGUCCCACGUCCCGGGCAGCGCCCUGCUCUGGUCCGUGGCCCCGGAGCAGGUCACCGAGGACAUGUACAAUGAGUACGAUGAUGCCUACAGAGGGUUACUUCGGUGGCCGUGGGGGAGUUCGCAUGGGCCCCGCCUACGCCAGUGCUUCCUCGCCCCGGAAGGUCCCUGCCCCACCAGACUGCCAUCAUCGCUGCCUGACUCCAUUAGUACUUUCUCAGUGGACAAGUCUACCAGCCUGGGCUGUUAUCCGAUUUACUACACUCCUCCCAGCUUGCCAGAGCACCCGUGCCCCUGGCUGCCUGCUGACGCUGGUGCUGGCUCAGAGCCGGCAGUUGACGCCCGCAGCACCGAUACUGUGCGAUGCCGCCCAGAGGGUGCAGAGGUCUGGCAAGCAGCCGAGUGCCAACCCUUCCGCGAGGGGGAGGCAAGCGGCUUUCUUGUGCUCGCCCAGUCUGACCUUUCCAGGUCCCUCCUACUGGCCCCGGGGGACAGGGCUUUGCCCUUUGUUUUGGGGGUGCCUGGCCAGCGGCUCAGCAGCCUCUGCCCGGGUGGGUCGCGGGUGACUUUGUUUUCUUCACGAGGCUAUGUCGUGGGCAUCCCAACAGAGAACGGAUGUGGGGAGGUCGAGAUCUUCAUGCUAGGAAGUCUCUGGUGCUGGUACAGAGCUAUCCAGAGUGAGCAGGAUGUGCAAGCCACACCGCCAUCCCACACCCCGCACCCUUGGCUCGCCAACCUCAUCGCGAAAGAGCGACGCCACCAGAUCACCGGGAAGGACGACAUCUUGGUGGGGGCGCCGCUGUACAUGGUGUCCCGCUCCGACCACAAGCUCUACGAGGUGGGGCGCGUCUACCUGUACCUGCAGCACCGGGGCCCCCACCCCUACAGGCACCCCGCACAGACCAUGACCGGCACCGAGGUCUUCGGCCGCUUCGGUACAGCCAUCGCUCCUGCGGGGGACCUGGACCAGGACGGCUACGUCGACGUGGCGGUGGGGGCUCCGUUCGCCGGGAGCGGUCGUGUGCUCAUCUUCAGGGGGUGCAGCGAGGGGCUCCGCACGCCGGCCUCGCAGGUCCUGGAGAGCCCCUUUCCUGGUCGUGCCGCCUUCGGCUUCUCCGUGCGCGGCGCCACCGACAUCGAUGCCAACGGGUACCCAGAUGUGCUGGUUGGGGCGUUCGGCGCCAGCAAGGUGGCCGUGUACAGAGCCCAGCCUGUGGUGGUGGCCAGUAGCCAGCUGCUAGUGCCAGACGUGCUGAACCCCGAGGAGAAGGCCUGCGCUGUCGACAGGACCCCUGUCAGCUGCUUCACCAUCCAGGCUGUGGUGCGGGCCAUCAAGGGAAAGAGCCUCCGAGAGAAUAAGGCUGGCCGCCGACUCUGCAGUGGACGGCUGAAGCCCAAAAUCGGGGCGAAGGGUCGGAGCUGCACAACACCAGGCAGGCCGGGCCUGGAGCUGCAGCUAUCAAGGAGGAGCCCUGAGGCCAGAAUCUCCAACAGCCUACCUGCGGCACUGACCCUGGCAGCUGGGACAGCCGAGAGCUGGGACUGGGCUGCUCUAGGGCAGCACGGGGUUCCAGAGCAGACAAGAAUCGUGCUGGACUGCGGUGAGGACAACGUCUGCGUCCCGGAGCUGCAGCUUGCCGCCCACACGCCCGUGUCCCAGCUGUUCAUUGGGGCUGAGAACGUGGUUCAUAUCCUGGCUGACGCCACCAACGUAGGCGAAGGCGCCUUCGAGGCUGAGCUGCGGCUGCAGCUGCCACACGACGCCCACUAUCAGAAAGCCACCAGCAACGUCCAGGGGCUGGAGAAGCUGAUCUGUAACCUCAAGAAGGAGAACGAGACACGUGUGGUGAUCUGCGAGCUGGGGAACCCCAUGAAGAAUGGGACCAAGAUCACUGUGGACAUGGCGCUCAGCAUCAGUAACCUGGAGGACGCUGGCGACACCAUCGAGUUCCAGCUGCAGCUGUGGAGCAAGAAUAGCCACAGCCCCCACAGCAACAUGGAGCGGGUGCAGAUCCCCAUCAAGGCCGCUGCACGGCUGGACCUGAGAGGGAAUUCGCUGCCAGCCACCAUGGUGCUGCCAGUGGUGGGCUGGGAACUGGCAGAGGGCAGCCGCCGGCUGGAGGACCACGGGCCCAAGGUGGAGCAUGUCUAUCAGCUGCACAACCAGGGCCCUGGCACCGUGAGCCAAGCGGAGCUGUGGGUGGAGUUCCCGAACAAGUUCCAGGGCGACUUCUUGCUGUACAUGGUGGAGCUCAGCACAGAGGGGAGGAUCAACUGCUCCAGCCCCACGGGGCUCAACCCUCUGGGGCUGGAGGGCCAGAAACCAACGGCCUCCCCUGGCCACAACAUGAGUUACCAGCUGGUCCACAGGCGGGAGCGACGGGAGGCGGACAAGGCCGAGGCAGGCCCAGGCACUCUCAGGGACCCCACCCUGGUGAACUGCAGCAGCCAGUCCUGUGUGGCCGUGCUGUGCAAGGUGGAGAUGCUGGAGAGGGACCAGCGGGCCAUGGUGACUGUCCACUCCAUCCUGUGGAUGCAGAGCGUCUGGAAGCGGCCCCAUGACCAGUUCAUCAUCCAGUCGCAGGCCUGGUUCAACGUCUCCGCCAUGCCCUACCGCAUCCAGCCCGAAGUGCUGCCCAGCGGACACGCCACGGCCCACACGGAGGUGGUGCGGGUGAGCCCGGAUGCUGAGAAGGAGAUCCCCACCUGGUGGGUGGUGCUGGCUGUGCUGGCCGGGCUCCUGCUCCUGGCCCUCUUCAUCUGCGCCCUGUGGAAGAUGGGGUUUUUCAAGAGAACCCGGCCACCCAUGGACGACCAGGAGGAGCUAACGAGUGAUGAGACGAGGGAGCCAUGCACAGGGAAGGGCCAGUAGGGGGGCGCUUCCCAAACUGGUCCCCUCCUUGCGCUCCCAUCCCUACCUCCUGCAAGUGCAGCCCAUGCCUGGGGUCUGUGCCUCAGUAGCAAGGAGAAGCAAAGCUGAUGCCUACGCCAGCCAGACGGACAGGCAGCUCCUGCCCCCCUGCUCUGCCUGUAGUGUGCACACCCUGCCCCGCGCCAGCUGGAGCUCCCCACCCACAGCGGUCUCCCCUCCCAGCCGAGGGCGGCAGGCAGCCAAGGGCCCCGGGCCAUACCCUGUGGCAGGCUGUAUCCUGGUACCAGAGCAGACAUGGGCAGAGCUGGCCAGAGGAAAGUUCCCCCCGCCACCACGCCAACAGCUCAGCCCCAGGAAUGCUGCACCUGGCUGGGAUCUCAGUCCUGCCCCUGGCACUCAAGGGGGAGCUGGAUCAGCUCAUCUGCCCGCAGUACAGCCCAGGCCCCCGGUGCUGAGCCCAGAGCUGGCAGAGACCAGAGAGACCGAGCAGGGAAUGGAUGAGGAGACAGAGCCACCCCCAAGGCUUCAGAGGAAGCCGGAAACCCCCUGAGGUCCCUGCCCAUCUGCCCUGGGGAAACACCCCAGCCGUGGCAGAGCAGUUGACCCCAGAGCCUGCUGCCCAGCCCCACGCAGCUGGGUGUCCUGGCAGCUGGUGCUGCCUCUCCUUAGCACCAUGUCGAUUUCCACCUCUUGCAGAGGCUGAUCAGCCCUGGGUGGGGGUCAAACAGCUGCCAAGGCCCCACCCUUGCAGGGCAGAGCACCAAGCCCCCAGCUGCACCCUUGGGGGAGACGGGGGGCGGGGCCUCUUCCAUUCCCCAUCCACUGCUCCUGCAUCAUGGGCCCCGCUCCUGGCCAGGGGAGCAAGGAAUUGUAGCCUCCCUCCUGCUGCUUCCUGCUGUGCAAUAAACGAGCUCCCAGAACCCUG